Symbiodinium pilosum is the source of this 782-nucleotide messenger RNA. Lineage: Eukaryota; Dinophyceae; Suessiales; Symbiodiniaceae. The record is from the annotation of a GenBank genome assembly.
GAGCUGCACCGGACCUGGUAGAUUUGGUUGAGGAGGAUGUGCAAGAGUCUCGGGGGGAUGAGAACAUGGAGCAUGAGCUACUUCAUGAGCUGAUCCCAGAUUCGGCAAGUGAGAUUUUCGAGCGGGAAGAUCGGGAAUUUGCAGAGGAAGAGGCCAUCAAGCGAGAGUUGUUUGCUGAGAUUCAGAUGAUACGUGAGAGUCAAGACGAGGAUGACCGUGAAGAAGAAGAGUGGCAAGUGGACGAGGAGGAGUUCGUCGAAGAAGCAACAGCAGCUGUGGAAGAGUUGGCGCAAGAAAUGCAGGCUUCACAGGCUCAUCCUCGGGCCGAGUCCAGCGUCAGCGUCCGCAAGCUGCUCCCCAAGACAAAGCGGAAGCCAACCCCUCCAUCAGAGCCACCAAGUUGGUACCGCCAGGAGGGCUUUGCCGAAGAGGAAACCACAUCGGACGCAGUCCAAGGUUCCCGAAGGGGCAAUCGCAGGAUGGUUGGAAGCCAAGGAAAGGAAGCUCGCAAGCAGAAACGAAAAGCGGAAUACUGGCAGUCGCCGCCUCCCUCGGCCUCGGGACGGAAGAGUUCCAACAAGAGGCAGGUUAUGAUGAAGGGCGAUGACCCUGGUGACGGCGAUUUGGACUGGCGUGGAUCGGAUUGGUGGGAAGGAAGGGAAGAGUGGAGCGACGAUGGCCGACAUCGCAGGGUUGAUGCUACUCGCGAAUGGUCCUGGAAGGAAGGAGCUUGGUCCAGAUCUUCCAGCUCCAACAGAGGCUGGAGCUGGAAGCGCAGCUGA